AUGUCGGAACUUCGCCAGCGACAGCCUGCCACGUCCGCAGGAUCCAGUCAAAAUGCAGAGUCCGCCCCGCAACGCAGACAAGAGCGCCGUGCCGACGCAGAAGAAAGCCACGGCAUCAGCACCCUCGACAUCAUCCGCAUCAUAGCUACUUUGAUCCUCGCAUCAUGCGGUCUCUCCUACUACAUCACCAAUUCCGAAUCCCUACUAUGGGGCUACCGGCCCUGGUUCACUCGCUGGCCCGUCGUGAAAACCUACCUGACCGGCCCAGUUAACCUCACCCCCGCCGAACUCUCCCUCUAUAACGGCUCCGACCCAUCCCUCCCGAUCUACCUCGUCGUCAACGGGUCUAUCUUCGAUGUCUCCGCGAACCCAGCUAUCUACGGACCCGGCGGGAGCUACAAUUUCUUCACAGGCCGCGAUGCAACCCGCGCCUUCGUGACGGGUUGUUUCAAGGAGGAUUUGAAUGGGGAUUUGAUCGGGGUGGAGGAAAUGUUCGUUCCUGUUGAGGAUGUCGAGGAUGAGGGUCUUACGAGUGCGGAAAGGAAGAUUCGUCGUGAGCGGGAGGUUCGUCUUGCUCGGACUGCGGUUGAGAAGACGGUGGAUCGGUGGGAGGCGUUCUUUAGGGAUCAUAAGAAGUAUUUCCAGGUUGGGAGGGUGGUGAAUGAUGGGGUUGUUGAUGCUGAGAAGGGGAAGAGGGAGUUGUGUGAGAGUGCAAGGAAGCAGAGGCCAAAGAGGAGCGAGAUGAAGGAGAAGUCGUAA
Molecule: messenger RNA, 759 nt
Organism: Penicillium subrubescens
Lineage: Eukaryota; Fungi; Ascomycota; Eurotiomycetes; Eurotiales; Aspergillaceae
Product: putative heme/steroid binding domain protein
Exons: 2
Coding region: 1-759 (252 amino acids)
Cellular component (GO): membrane; endomembrane system
Source: RefSeq, a predicted model, not a curated record